ACUCUCAAGAGUCUUCUCCAACACCACAGUUCAAAAACAUCAAUUUUUUGGUGAUUAGCCUUCUUUUUGGUCCAUCCCUUACAUCCAUACAUGACUACUUUCCCAUUUUGUCACAAAGAACACGAAAAUGACCUGUAUGCAAGGGUCAAGAUUUCAUAAAAGUAGUAAUCCCUACUACUGGUCAUUUCAUUAAGGAUAUAUGUAAACACUUUUGUUUUUAACUGCUACUGUGUGGUGAAGAGCCGCUGCCUCGUUGAGUGAUAAGGCUCCAGCAGUUUCCCCACAAUUGCUUUUGCACCAACAAUGCAAAUGUCAGCACAGUGAAAACGACAAUGUCUUUGUGUUCUUCUAAAAAUAGCUGUGACCUUUGAGAAGGUUUCAGGGACUCCCAGGAGACCACGAAUCACACUUUGAGAACCACUAUAAAGAUGCUUUUGUGCCUUCCUCCUACCCCAUCAGCCCCCACCCCACAGCCUUGCAGUUUUCAGGCAGAUGUCAACAUUUCUCUGUCCAUGGCUCCUUAGUAAUACAGUCUGGAGUAGCUCUGCGAGUUUGGUGACAUCGUCAUGAUUCUAGGCGGCAGGGGGACAUGCAUUUAAGUUUUCAGCUCCCGACAGCGUGCUGCGGGUCCCCAUUGAGAUGCUGAAGCCCACCUUUCCUCCUGUUCGGCGACGUUGUCUCCUGCUUAGCUCUAGGCAGAGUUUAAAUGCCUUCCCUGGUCCCCCUGGUAGGACACGGUUUCGUUUGUACUUAUAGCGUUUAAUAUAUUGUCGGCUUGCAUGCUAAGUUAUUUUCUAAAAACUGGUCAGUUCCUUAAUGACGUCUUUCGGUGCCAAACGAGUUGCUGUUGCCUUUUCGUGCCUGCAUGUUGUCCAGUAACAGAGAGGGUGUUUUGUAAACAUUUGUUUCAGUGAAACGAAAUCAAAACUGAAAGCCAACAAAGUCUAACAAGUGUACGGUAGUCACACAUUUCCUGACUGCAAGCGUUGGCACGAUCAAAAGUAGAGAACUUGGUCUGCUGCUGUGUUUUUUGUUUUUUUUUUUUUUUUAAUUCCUAGUUCACUUCAGGUUCUGGGGCCCCAAUAUUCAACACCGAUUCAAACCGGGGCUGGAGUUCGGAGCGUCGGGGUACUGCGUGUUCCGGCCGUGUGUGUACAUUGCUAAAACCUUGGCAGGAGAGCGGUCGCCAGGAGCCUGCAGGCGGGGUCGGCUGCGAGCGGGCCAGCUGGGCUGCGUCGGCGCUCGGGGCUCGGCGCCCCCGCCCGGCGCAGCCUCGGGCUAGCCGGGCCGAGCGCCCUGCCCUUUUAAGGAGUCGGGCCGUACCACCAGAACUUUGUGGGCGGGGGUGUCCGGGCGAACUCAGACACCUCGAGGUGAGCCCAAGGACGGUUUUCUUUACCCUGCUAACGCGGGCCGGCGUGCCAGCGCCGCUUGGCGGGAGCUGCGCUUUGGUGGGCUCGGCGCCGAGGGAGCCCUCGCGGCGUCCCUUCCUUCGGAGUCGCCCGCAGGGAUCGCGGUCGCUGUCGGCUUCGGACGCGACGCUCCCCCGGCCGGUCCGGAGUGGAGCGCGCCUGCAGAGGCCCCAGUGCCCGGAUGUCUAUCAGGAUUAGCGCGAGCCAAUACUCUCGGAGCCGGAGGCUGCGCUGAGGACGCCCGGGCUCGAGGAGCAGGUAGUCCCGUCACCUCGGGGAGUCGCGCUGGGGAAUCGUCCCCGCCCGGCCCCGGCAAAUGGUGAGCGCGGCUCCGGCAGGAGGGCCGCGGCUUGGAGGCGCUGAUGGACAGCAGACCUUGAGCUCUACAGACUGAAUUAUGGCAGCCCAGUCAAGCAGCUUGUACAAUGAAGACAGAAACCUGCUUCGAAUUAGAGAGAAGGAAAGACGCAACCAGGAAGCUCACCAAGAUAAAGAGGCAUUUUCUGAAAAGAUCCCCCUUUUUGGAGAGCCAUACAAGACAGAGAAAGGUGAUGAGCUAUCCAGUCGGAUACAGAACAUGUUGGGAAACUAUGAAGAGAUGAAGGAGUUCCUUAGUAGCAAGUCCCACCCCCAGCGCUUGGAUGCUUCCGAAAAUAGGCUGGGGAAGCCGAGAUACCCUUUAUUUCCUGAGAAGGGGAGCAGCAUUCCACCCCACUCCUUCCACACCAGUGUCCACCACCAGCCCGUUAACACUCCUGCCUGUGGACCACAUCCUGCUGGUAACAUCGGCCACCACCCAAAGAUGGCGCAGCCAAGAAUGGAACCAAUGCCAAGUCUCCACGCCAAAAGCUAUGGCCCACCAGACAGCCAGCACCUGACCCAAGAGCGCCUCGGUCAGGAGGGGUACGGCUCUAGUCAUCACAAAAAGGGUGACCGCAGGGCUGAUGGAGACCACUGUGCUUUGACGACAGACUCCGCUCCGGAGAGGGAACUUUCGCCUCUGUUCUCUUUGCCUUCCCCAGUCCCCCCUUUGUCACCUGUACAUUCCAACCAGCAGACUGCUCCCAGAACGCAAGGAAGCGGCAAAGUUCCCAGCAGUAGCAGUAGCAAUAAAGGCUACUGCCUGGCCAAGUCUCCCAAGGACCUAGCGGUAAAGGUGCACGAUAAAGAGACCCCUCAAGACAGCACAGUGGCAGUGGCCAGCCUUGGGGUAGCCCCUCCUCAGCCACCUUCUCAGACCUUCCCCCCGCCCUCCCUCCCCUCAAAAAGCCUUGCAAUGCAGCAGAAGCCCACGGCUUAUGUCCGGCCCAUGGACGGUCAAGACCAGGCUCCUAGCGAGUCUCCUGAACUGAAACCCCUGCCGGAGGAGUACCGGCAGCAGACCUUUGAGAAAUCAGACUUAAAAGUGCCUGCCAAAGCCAAGCUCACGAAGCUGAAAAUGCCUUCUCAGUCAGUCGAGCAGACCUACUCCAAUGAAGUCCAUUGUGUUGAAGAGAUUCUGAAGGAAAUGACCCACUCAUGGCCUCCUCCUUUGACAGCAAUACACACGCCUAGUACAGCUGAGCCCUCCAAAUUUCCUUUUCCCACAAAGGAUUCUCAGCAUAUCAGUUCUGCAGUCCCAAACCAAAAACAGUAUGAUACAUCUUCAAAAACUCACAGUAAUUCUCAGCAGGGAACAUCCAUGCUCAGAGAUGACCUUCAGCUCAGUGACAGUGAGGCCAGUGACAGCGAUCAAGUCCUUCUUCCCCUUACUGUGAAUGUCCAGACCUCAGAGAAGCCUCCUUUCGCACCUGCACCUCCAAGCGCUCCACCGGCGCUGCCAGCAGCCGCGGCCUCAGCACAUUCCAGCAGCGCCGAAUCUGAGAGCACCAGCGACUCCGACAGCUCCUCGGACUCAGAGAGCGAGAGCAGCUCCAGUGACAGCGAGGAGAACGAACCCCGAGAAGCCCCGGCUCCCGAGCCCGAGCCUCCGACAACCAACAAAUGGCAGCUGGACAACUGGCUGACCAAAGUCAGCCAGCCCGCGGUGCCCACCGAAGCCCCGGGUAGCACGGAGCCCCCGGCCCGACCCCCGGACACUAAGGGCAAGGGCGGCGACAGUGCCACCGCGGGUCACGAGCGCCCAGAGUCCAAAGAGCCUCCCCCCAAAGGCUCCAGCAAAGCCCCCCGGGUCCCUUCCGAAGGCCCCCAGCCGGGCAAGAGGAGCUGUCAGAAGUCCCCUGCCCAGCAGGAGCCCCCCCAGCGGCAAACCGUAGGAAGCAAACAACCCAAAAAGCCCAUCAAGGCUUCCGCCCCCGGGCGCGCGGAUGCGCCUGCAGAUGCGCGCGCCUGCCUGCAGGUGGAGAGCGAGCCCGGACUUCCUCCCCCGGCCUCCAAGGACCAGCCCUCCAAAGACAAGCCCAAGGUGAAGACGAAAGGGCGGCCCCGCGCCGCAGACAGCCGGGAGCCCAAGCCGGAGGUGCCCACCCCCAGCGACCGGAAGAAGCACCGCAGCGGCCCCCCGAAGGCGCCCCCGAAGGACGCGGCCGCAGAGGACCGGAGCCCCGAACACUUUGCGCUCGUUCCCCUGACGCAGAGCCAGGGCCCUGUCCGCGGUGGCAGCGGCGGCGCCGGCGCCAGGACUAGUGGCUGCAGGCUGGCUGUGGUGGUCCAGGAGGACCGCCGCAAAGACAAACCCCCGGUGCCUUCGAGAGACACCAAGCUGCUCUCCCCGCUCAGGGACGCUCCGCCGCCACAAAGCUUGGUGGUGAAGAUCACACUCGACCUCCUGUCUCGGAUACCCCAGCCCCCAGGGAAGGGCAGCCGCCCCAAGAAACCAGAAGACAAACAGCCACCAGCAGGGAAGAAGCCAGAUCCUGAGAAGAGAAGCUCAGAAAACUCCAGCAAGUUGGCCAAAAAGAGAAAGGGUGAAGCAGAAAAAGACCACGAUAGCAAGAAAGUCAGGCUGGAGAAGGAAGUCAAGUCACAGCCGUCGUCUUCCUCUUCCCACAAGGAAUCUUCCAAAUCAAAGAUGUCCAGGCCUUCCUCUGAGCCCUCAAAGAAGGAAAUGCUUCCCCCUUCACUCGUGUCAUCCUCAUCCUCCCAGAAACCAGCCAAGCCUGCACAGAAGAGGCCACGGCAGGAAGACCCCGGCUGCCAGGACCCCCCAAAAAGUGCCGGUAGUGCCAAGGGCAGCCACAGAGACCCUUCUGCCUCCAAACACAGAAAAGCAGAGGGGAAGGUCUCUGGAAGCUCCACAGAGCACAAAGGAUCUUCUGGAGAUACUGCAAACCGUUUUCCAGUGCCUUCUUUGCCAAAUGGUAACUCCAAACCAGGGAAGCCUCACGUGAAGUUUGACAAACAACAAGCCGAUUUUCACCUGAAGGAAGCCAAAAGGUUGAAGGACAAAGCAGAAUUAGUGACGGACAAGGUAGGGAAGGCCUUUAAAUACCUGGAGGCUGCCUUGUCCUUCAUUGAGUGUGGCGUCGCCCUGGAGUCGGAGAGCCCCGCGUCCAAGUCGGCGUACUCCAUCUACUCGGAGACCGUGGACCUCAUUAAGUUCAUACUGUCAUUAAAAUCCUUCUCGGAUGCCACAACGCCAACACAGGAGAAGAUAUUUGCUGUUCUAUGCAUGCGUUGCCAGUCCAUUUUGAACAUGGCAAUGUUUCGUUGUAAAAAAGAUAUGGCAAUAAAGUAUUCCCGCACGCUUAACGAACACUUCUUCAAGACUUCUUCCAAGGUUGCCCAGGCACCUUCUCCAUGCAUCGCAAGAAGCACAGGCACACCGUCCCCCCUCUCUCCGAUCCCUUCUCCGGCCAGCUCCAUAGGGUCCCAGUCAAGCGCUGGCAGCGUGGGGAGCGGGGCGCUGCCCGCCACCAUCAGCACCCCCGUCACCAUCCAGAACAUGACAUCCUCCUAUGUCAGCAUCACUUCCCACGUCCUUACCGCCUUUGACCUGUGGGAACAGGCUGAGGUCCUUACCAGGAAGAACAAAGAAUUCUUUGCUCAGCUCAGCACAAGUGUGUGCACGCUGGCCCUCAACAGCAGUUUGAUGGAUCUGGUGCAUUAUACAAGACAGGGUUUCCAGCGGCUAAAACAAGUAACCAAGACACCUUAACGGAGGCCCAAGUGGAUUCGAUGCCUUGGGAACUAUUUUGCACAUUGGAAGCCUCAAAACAGUCCAGACAUUUGUCUCUUUAGAACACCAAACUCAAGAGAAGCACCAUGAGACGGCCAGGACGUUUGCUCACUGAAACUCGAGGACUAUGUAAUCGUUGGUUGGACAGGAUGGUUUUGCAGAAGCAGAGAGGAAGGAGGCUGGCCUGAGAGAUGCUCUUGCCUUUCCUAACUAAAGGAUGGAAGUGCAAUGUAGCCUGAGUGGGCAUAUUCUUGGUCUAGAAACAUUUCCAUAAUUUUUUUAACCAGCAGGAUGCGAAUGAAAUGAGGAGAAGCAAUUUCAACUCUGAAAUCAAAUUCACAUCAUCUCAGUAGCCACAUUAGUUCAUUCCCAGAAGAAAAAAAAAUUUUUUUUUAAACGAGUGAGUUGUGGUAUAGGGUUUUGUGGGUAAUUUGUUUUUUUAAGUUGUGGGGGGAGUAUUUGUUUAAUAAAUUCUAAUGGUCAUCUAUAAAACAUGAGUUGUGGAGGACUCCGCUAUACCUCCUUUCUGCCAGUGAACAGUGGCUCUGAUGAUACCAGGUAUUGUCCUAAUAUACAAAGUAGGAAGCACCCCCCGUUGCCUGGACACUGCCGGUGCAGCCCGGCUCCGAGUUCUCCGCUCCUGUGCUGGAAGGCGGCCCUGAGGGAGCUACAGCAUCUGCAUCUCUGCCCGCAUCUCCGCCUCCAUCACCACCCGCAUCUCCACGUGCCGCGUGCUGCGGAGGGCCUGGUGCCGCCGUUCCCACCCCCUGCUCCAGCGAAAGGCAGUCACAUUGACUGUAUUCUGCAUUUUCUACUUUGGGGAAGAAGGGAACCAGCACUUACCCAUGACCAGAGGGUUGAAAUGCUUCUUAAUUUUUGUGAAGUAGAGCUGGAUUUUGAGGUGCUGCUCUGUGGCCUAGUUAUGUGGAAACUUACGUUGUCUAACCGACUCAGAGUUUUGUCAGCGAACAAAGAAAAAGGAAAUCUACUUCUUAGAAAGGCUAUAUUUUUCUGCUACGAAUUACUUUAUAUUUAUAGCAAAACUAGACUUUGAGAGCCCUUGAUUGUCUUUGUCUAGGCGAAAUUAACUCCCUGAGAGGCUGUGGAGAUUUGGGGUAGUUAAUUAGACUUAAAAAAAAUAAUAAUAAUAAAGUCACCGCAUGCCUUCACUCCAGAGUGCACACUGUCAACUGGAUUUGAUUAGAUUGAAGAGGAUCUGUGGCCUUCCUGUAAGUUGUUUUUGUCAGAUUCUAUACAUUAAGCCACGUUUAUUUUGAAUGACCUGAAAGUAGGGGGGAAAAAGAACAACAAAAAUAAGAAACCCCAGAAAUUCCCACAUAUCCAUAAGCACAGAUUUUUUUUUUUCAUUGAAACUUUGAGGGUUAUUAUUGGAAGCAUUAUUAUGAAUGUAGUAUUUUUAGAAGCUAAUUCUUUUUAUCCCUUUUAGAAGUAGAAUUUGCACAUGUAUUACAAUUGAGGAGUGUUACCGCUACAAUUGGUUUUUCUUCCUUCCUUCAUCCCAUUCCACUCCCCUGCGUGUUGUUUCCUCGCAAGCGUGUUGGACAUUGUCAUAUUUAUUUAUUAGUGAAGAAAGGCGUGCCAUCUUUAUUUAUAAUGAAAAGGUCUAAAGUCCAUACGAUGAAUGUAAGAACUUUCUUGGUCAUUUGAUAACUAUGUAAAAGGGAUGUACAGAGGACGGGAGUGAUGCUUAUUUUUCGCAAUAUAAAUUGUUUGUGUGAAGCUGUUCCUUCCAUGUCGUUUAUUAUCCAGCCUGGUCUUCGGUUAUGGCCAGCUUAGGUUAGAGUGAGAGAAUUAGAGCAGCAGUAAUAACUGAUGCGCGAUCCUGAUGGACCGGCGUCAUCUACUGCUGCUGUAAGGCAGAACCGUGGUCCUUUUUGAACUACUCGUUUAAAAAGCAGCCUGUUAGAUGACCUAAUUGCCUGGAAGGUCUUGUGCUUGCGUCACUGAGUGUCCAUCUCUUCUGAGUAGGAGACGAGACACCAGAAUCAGGCUUCUGUGGUUACUAAACACCUUCUUUCCCGUCUUACUCCCUUGGUCAUUCCCGGCCCCUUCACCUCAUCACUCCCCAGGACAAGCCACCUGUCAGUAUAGAAGGGUGUGUUCCUAAAGACAGGCUUUGAUCUACACAGACCACGCUGAGUGUGUGUCUCAUCAGGAGCCGAGUGCCCCCGAACUGAAGACAUUUCCAAGUCAAUUUCCCAGCCAUUUCUAAAAGAGGCGAUUGCUUUUUCAGCGGCCUUAUUCUGUGUGUGUCUUUUCCACCCUGACCUUUAUAUGAAGAUUUUAUUUGUCCCUUGCAGAGAUCAGUUUGUACUUUAUAUGAAGAUUUUAUUUGUCCCUUGCAGAGAUCAGUUUGUACUAUUUUGAUCAUGGAGUAUUUCUGAUUCUUAACUGCAACAUGCAUUGUACCCAGAAGAAUUCUUAAUGGCAACUUUUAAAUAGAGUAUGUAAAAGGGUAGUGGCUGAUAAAUCCUUGAUGUUCAUAAUGUCUUUUCACUGUUACAGUUGUAUAUAGAAACCUAAAGGAUUUUUAAGUCAUAUGCACUUUUUCAUUGCAUGCUUAAUUUCCCAAAGGCAAAAUUUGUACUGCAGUAGAUAAUUGAAGGGACUAGAUUAUAAAAUUAAGCCUUUGAAUAUGUGAAGUUCUCAUAACAACCAUAAUAGUACACACUUCACAGUGAGGCAAAUGCAAAACAUCUUGCGUGGAAAAUGGAGUGUAAAAAUUUUGCCUUUGGCACUACAGUUUCGUGUUUGUGUGUGUGUGUGUGUGUGUGUGUGUGUCUGUCAGUCUUUACUAGGAAAUGGAAGAACACUGUUUUACUUAUAAAACGUUCAAUGUUUCUGUCCUUCCUGGAGAUAAUUAAAAUGUGAAUCACUGAAUUUAAGGUUUUAGCCAGACUGAGGGCCCUGAUAAACAAUGAAAGACAUUUCCCUGAAAUUUACCAAAUUACACUGGGUUAAGAAUGUGAAAACGCUGGCCAUGUGCCGUCUAUGGUCGACGAUGGGAGGGUCCACCUGGCAUGUUAUCAGGCGUAGAGCUACUGCAGGGAUGACUUAUCUGAUGCUGAGAUUUAACCUCAAUACUGAAUGGAAAAAGCAUCUUUAACAAAAGGACCUUUAUUUUACAGUCUGUUUUGACCAAAAUGUUUAGCUAUUUCCCCAAGACAAAUUGGACCACAUUUAUCUUCCUCAUUCUGUGUCCUUUAAUUCCAAAUCUUGGGAUGUUGAGAAGCUAAGAAACUACCCUUCUGGCUAAAAACUUGCCUUAAUUGGUACCUCAAAUAUUAAUGUCAGUAGGAUGAAGAACUUACUAUUUUGUGAUCCCUGUUCAAUAAUUUUUAGAAGCAAAAAAAAAAAAAAACCAUUGUGCCCUCCAAAAUGAACAGAACUCUUUAUCGCUAAUAUAUGAAAGGAAAUGUGUGUGUGGACAUGCAUACAGAGAGUAAGAGGCUGGCUGAAUUGGAUAUAUUUAUUGUGCCUUUGUUGACCGAACCGAAUUUUGGAAAAAUGCUAUAUUCAUUUUGCCAUGGCUUUAAGAGACAUCAGGUGGCACUUGCACCUUUUUCUCUUCUGUUCUCAUAAAGUUGGAGGUGUAUUUGUGCAUUUUUUAUGUAAAUGAAUCAAAUUAGGCUCUGAUUCCUUACCUCCCACCAGAGUCUACUUUUUGCUCAAGGAUUUAUUUUCCCAGACACUACACAAAAUCUGUGAAAAACGUUGUCACUCCAUCUAUUACACACUUUACUGCCGAUCAGCAGUAUUUAAAUGUUGCUGGAAUAUUUGGCUGCCUUUUAGAAACACAAGCAUAGAUAUGUUCAUUGUGGUGGGGGCGGGUGUCAGGGCGAGAGCGGUACUUGGUCCCUUUUUCUCUUUCUCUGGUGAGUUGCCUCUUUUGUUUUUGGUUCUACUUAGAAUUUGUGGAUUUUUUUUCCCCCUAUAGUUUUCUUUUGUCAUUUUGUUGGUGGGAGGAGGUGGAGUGGCAGAGUGGUAUAGGGGAUUUUCCAACAAACGUGACAAGUGGUAUUUUUACCAUAUAAACUUCAACUAUAUUUCAAUCCCCUGUGUCAGUCACCGAAAAUCUGAGAAUGAAUUGUGACCACUGGCCAUGUUCAUUAGUUCUUAUUUAUGAGGAGUUGACAAGCACCGUCUACCACGUCUCUUAAGGUGGCUGUAAAUUUCCCACUGUCCCAGGGAAAGACAUUAUAUUCUGUUCCGUGGUGUGCUGGAUAGCAACAGGUACUGUGAUGGGUUGAGAAGUUGCCUGUAUUUCUCUGCCCAAGAGGACAGGCAGGAAACUUAGAGCCCCCUGGAGCCAAGAUAUUAUUAUUCUGUCGGCCUGAAAGGACAAGGGAGUAAGACCACUGAGGGUGGCCACCCUGUGCUGGUCAGACCAGGCAGUGGCUGACCUAAGCAAGGUAACUUGCUUUGCUCAAAAGUAGAUGUUGAAGUGAUGCUUAAUACAGGCAGUAUUACCUUCUGUUAAUUAACUUUUGUUUAAUGACAGAAGGCAGGAUCCGCCUUUUGUUCAGGCCAUUGACAUGUAUUGUUAAGACGGCACACCCCCUCCUCAGAUAUCAAGUGUACACUGUUUGUGUUGGUGUGUGUGUGUAUACACGUGUGUCCCAAAUUGUGUGUGUGUUUCUUCUGAAUGUGAUCAUGUUUUGGAUGAUACCUGAGCAGGGUUGCCUUUUUUUUUUUAAUUUAUUACCAUUAUAUAUUAUAUUAUAUAUUUUUUGCUUUCUUGUAACUUUAGAGGAAAGUCAAAUCUUGGUAUUAUUAAAAUUGUGUAAAAAAGAAUAAAUCGUCCAGUCGAUCAAUGAAGAUCACUGGUCUAUCUCUAAAAUAAUAUGAACUUUUCUUUAAUUAUUGUGUAAUAAGGUGCCAGCUAUCUAGUCCACACAGUGAUUCUGUCCGUAGGAUAGGGAAGCAGUGACAUGCCCAGUGGGAAGUUGUGCAACACAGAGAAAAGGAGGACUCUGUGUGUUUUAUCUACUUCAGCAAUGGAACUGCGACCUGGGGCUUUUGUGAAUAAAAUUUAGCUGCCUUGUAUAGUCCUUUGAAAGAGACAUACGUGAUCUGUGAGAAUUAUAGUUUUGUUUUUUUUUUUUUAGAAGAAAAAUUUGCAAAAGAUCUUUCCAAAGAUAAUGUGCCACAGAUCUUUUGUUUAUUGUUCUCUGUAAUGAGGAUUCAUUGCUGUUUAAAAAAAAAACGUGUAAUUGACUUGUUCGUCUUCAGAUUCUUUACUUUUCAUUAGAGGAUCAAGCUGUAAAAAAAAAAAAAAAAAAAAAAUUAAUAAAAAUUUAGAGAAAUCA
Molecule: messenger RNA, 10859 nt
Organism: Bubalus bubalis (water buffalo)
Lineage: Eukaryota; Metazoa; Chordata; Mammalia; Artiodactyla; Bovidae
Gene: AFF1
Product: AF4/FMR2 family member 1
Exons: 20
Coding region: 1810-5508 (1232 amino acids)
Biological process (GO): regulation of gene expression
Cellular component (GO): super elongation complex; nucleus
Source: RefSeq, a predicted model, not a curated record